AUGACCACAGAUUUUCUGCUAGGUUUGCCACAAACAUUAAGGUUAGACAGAGGGACAGAAACUGAUGUCAUGGCAACAAUUCAUUGCUUCCUACGAGGUGAUUUGUAUAACGCUUUAGAUGCUAUAAUUUAUGGACCUUCCACUCAAAACAAGAUUGAAAGGUGGUGGAGGGAUCUUCUUGAGAGAAUGGAAAGGUUUUUUAAGGAACAACUUAAAUGCUUGGUUGAAAGUGGAGAUUAUGAUUCCAGUGAUCAAAAUGACAGAGACUUACUGGCUUAUGUAUACAUCCCAAUAAUUCAGGAACUAGAUAUUUUUCGUGAGUGUGUUUGGAAUAACCACAGAACACGUAAACAGAGAGGAAAAGAACUGCCAGCAGGAAUUCCAGAACACAUAUUCCAUUUUCCAGAGAAGUAUGGUGGUGAACAAUGUGGAAUUGAUAUUACAGAAGAACAACUGCUUGAGGUUUCUGAGUUAUCAAAUGUUUUGGAAGACAAUGAUGAUUAUAUAAGACCAGCUGUUCGUGAAGAGUGUAAGAAGCAUUUGCCCCAAAUACAUGAAAUUAAUCCCAGUGAUGCUAAGGAAGCUUAUUUAUACUUAAAGAGUCAUGUUGAUGUGAAUAUUUUUAAGACACAAUAGAAACUCGCUUUAUUAAAAUCGUAUUUUGAAAACUGAACUUAAUCAAGUAAUUUGAACAAAAACAUUAUUACUGUCAAUCAAACUUGAUUUAAAAUGUCAGUCAAAACUUCACUAUAUUAUCUACAUUUCUUUGAGCUUAAGCAUAAGGCAAAAUUUGUUGCAAACAUGCUCUACCUUAAAUCUAUCAAUGGCAUCUGUCGAAAGGUUGCCACAGCAAAAGAAAAUUGUCCUGUCAAUCUCAUCAAUAAGAGUUGAACUUGCAACCUCUGGAUCAAACAAACUAUGAUCUACUCCCUGGAUGUCCAAAACCAUUAGCUAU
Molecule: messenger RNA, 955 nt
Organism: Xenia sp. Carnegie-2017
Lineage: Eukaryota; Metazoa; Cnidaria; Anthozoa; Malacalcyonacea; Xeniidae
Source: RefSeq, a predicted model, not a curated record